AUGAAAAAGCUACCGAAGACACUGUUAGACUCGUUCAGAAAAGUCGAGAAGCUCGAUCUGACUGACCUCCAGAUAGAGGAAAUCGAACCGAACGUCUUCACAAACGGUAUCUACAUCCGGGAACUGUAUUUGGGCCUCAACGAUAUUCGCGUAUUACCACAUGGUGUGUUUCAUAACAUGAGGUCUCUUGAAUUGUUGGUGCUGGAUCGGAACCUCCUCGAGCAUUUGCCAUGGAACAUCUUUGCCAAUACAUCUAAUCUCAUCGAACUGUCGAUUGCGGACAACAACCUGGGGCGAAUCGAUGAUAAUACCUUCAAGAAUGUUAAAAAUUUGAAGCAGCUAUCAUUGCCCAACAAUAACCUCUCCAACAUUGACCUUUCGCUCAUUCCGAGCCUUAUCUCGGCAAAUGUCAGUUCCAACUUGCUAACGACAUUGGCAAUCUCGGUGGCUGUGGUCGGACUCGAUGCCUCGCACAAUCGCAUCAACACAGUGACGGGUCCAAGCAAUGGAGAGCUCGAGAGUCUCUUUUUGCAACAUAACAAUCUAACAAACAUCGCAUGGCUUAAGCGCUAUUCCGGACUGAUCGUUUUGGAUCUUUCAUACAAUGAGAUAGAAAAGGUAACAGACAAUCACUUCAAGAAUUCGUACCGUCUAGAGAAAUUAUACCUGUCUAACAACCGGCUGGUGGCGUUGAACCUGAAUUCCGCACCUAUCCGAACACUCAAGACACUCGAUGUCCGGCACAACCAUCUACUGGUUGUGGAAACGAACAAGGAUCAGUUCAAUACCCUAAAGGAGCUGUAUCUCGAUCACAACGCGAUCGUGAAGCUCAAGCUCAGCUCCAUAAACAUGCUCCAAAACCUCACAAUAUCGCACAACGAUUGGGAUUGCAAAAAUCUGGACGAACUGUUUCGAAAUGUGUCCAAAUCGGUGAUUCAUGACAGUGACCGCUCCUGCAAGGUAAACUAUAAACUCAAACAAGGCAUUUGCUGCAAGGAAAGUGACAAACCGUACCUGGAACGACUGAUACAGCUCAAAAGUCCAAGCAGCGACGCAGAAAUGCUCGAUAGUGACGAAUCCAAUCCAGAGUCUGAACUUAACGGGCUGAAGAGUGAUAUCGGGCGGCUAACGAAAAUCGAGGAGCUUCUUCAAGACCUGCAAACUAACAUAGCUUGGAUAAAGAGCAAGAUGAAUGAUGAUGAUUCGCCCAGUAGCACCGAUAGACCCGAUAGACCGUAA
Messenger RNA from Anopheles moucheti, 1239 nucleotides. RefSeq names its product chaoptin-like. Gene Ontology annotation, molecular function: protein binding. Gene Ontology annotation, cellular component: extracellular matrix. Bases 1 to 1239 code for a protein of 412 amino acids. The record is from RefSeq and is a predicted model, not a curated record. The transcript has a single exon. Lineage: Eukaryota; Metazoa; Arthropoda; Insecta; Diptera; Culicidae.